AUGGACAAAUUUCUUAAACGGAAACAUGAUUCUAGUACUGAUAGUGCAAGUACAAAUACAAGCAAUGUCAAUGAUGAUACUUUCAAUGAUGAGAAUAAAAUAAAAAAAGUUGCCGAAAUAAUUGCAAAACAGUUAAAACCAUACACCAUAGCAGAGAGUUUGAUUUUACCGGCAUGUUCAGAAAUAGUUCAAAUUAUGUUUGGCGAUGAUGCAAAAAAAGAAAUUAUGAAAAUUCCGCAUUCAGACGAUACAAUAAAAAACAGAAUUAUACACAUGUCAGAUGAUAUUGAGAAAACUAUCACUAACAAGCUUACUACUAAUAAACUAUAUUUCGCUUUGCAAAUUGACGAGUCUACUGAUAUCAGUGGUAUAGCUCACGUACUAGGAUUUGUUCGUUUCAUUGAUGAAAAUAAAAUAGUGAAUCAAUUUUUAUGCUGUAAACAACUUACUGAACGUACAACAGGACAGAAUGUUUUUGAUUCAAUUUCGUCAUAUUUAGAUAAAUUUAACAUAACAUGGGACCAAUGUGUAGGAAUCUGCACCGAUGGAGCUCCUUCAAUGGUUGGUUCUAUUAAAGGAUUUACAACAUUAGCGAAGAAAAAAAAUCCUAAUAUCAUAUCUACACAUUGUUUUUUACACCGAGAAUCACUUAUUUCGAAAACAUUACCUAUUACAUUAAAGUCUAUAUUGGAUAAAAUUGUAAGCAUGGUUAACUUCAUAAAAUCGCGUCCAUUACAAUCACGCCUAUUUAAAAAACUGUGUGAAUCAAUGGAAACUCAGCACGUAUGUUUACUUUUACAUUGUGAAGUAAGAUGGUUAUCGCGAGGUAAAGUUCUAAAUCGAAUUCUGGAACUUAAGAAUGAAUUGUUAAUGUUUUUUCAAAACGAAGAUAACACUGUUUUUAUAUCUUUUCUUACAGACGAUAUUUGGUGUGUUAAAAUGGCAUAUUUAGCUGAUAUUUUUAAUUAUUUAAAUAGCGUAAAUGCUGGUAUGCAAGUGACUAACACUAACAUGUAUGGCAUGCAAACAAUUUUAUGCUAUACAUUCAUUGUUUAA
Molecule: messenger RNA, 1056 nt
Organism: Sipha flava (yellow sugarcane aphid)
Lineage: Eukaryota; Metazoa; Arthropoda; Insecta; Hemiptera; Aphididae
Product: zinc finger BED domain-containing protein 5-like
Exons: 3
Coding region: 1-1056 (351 amino acids)
Source: RefSeq, a predicted model, not a curated record